Sodiomyces alkalinus F11 is the source of this 2030-nucleotide messenger RNA. Its product is annotated as isotrichodermin C-15 hydroxylase. Bases 277 to 1854 code for a protein of 525 amino acids. The transcript has 3 exons. Gene Ontology annotation, molecular function: oxidoreductase activity, acting on paired donors, with incorporation or reduction of molecular oxygen; iron ion binding; monooxygenase activity. The record is from RefSeq and is a predicted model, not a curated record. NCBI's taxonomy places the organism in Eukaryota, Fungi, Ascomycota, Sordariomycetes, Glomerellales, Plectosphaerellaceae.
CGUAUUUGUCCCCCCCCCCCUCCUUAGCUUACAUUUCUUUCCCUCUUCCUCCCGUAACCGCCGUGGCUUAUGAUUCAGAAGUUUAAUUCCAACGACAUUGUUGGCUGAGUUCGUUCACAAAUCCAAUCUAGUCACUAAGGUUUAACGAAGUGAUUAUACCGACUCACCGAGUCUUCACGAGAUUAAGUUUUGACGCGGGCUUGCUGAGCCGAAGGAGAGAGGGCGACGAAAAGCAACAAAAAAAGCCUGCCUGAGCCGUGAGAAGAGGUAGCCGACAUGGAGAUGCAUACAAGUCAUAUUUGGAUCUGGCUGGCAGUGGCCGGCGUGGCAGCAGUGUUCUAUACGACGACCCUCAUCGUAUACCGCGUCUUUUUCCACCCCCUAGCCAAAUACCCCGGCCCCUUCCUAGCCAAGAUCACCAACGCCUACCAGCUCUACCAUGCGUGGAAAGGCGACCGUCACCUGGAGUUCUGGCGCCUGCACGAGCGGUACGGCCGGGUGGUGCGCUUCGGCCCCAACAGCGUCUCCUUCAACUCGGCCCAGGCGCUCAAGGACAUCUACGGCUUCCGCACCAACGUCCGCAAGGCCGAGUUCUACGACGCCUUCGUCCACCCGGCCCCCAACACCCACAACGCCCGCGACAAGGACAUCCACGCCCGCAAGCGCCGCGUCAUCGCCCACGGCUUCUCCGACAGCGCCAUCCGUGAGAUGGAGCGUUACGUGCUCAACAACGUCCGUACCUUCACGGCCCAGAUCGGGGAGGGUGCCGCCCCCGAGAGGAAGGGUUGGUCGGUGCCCAAGAACAUGACGGAUUGGUGCAACUACCUCGCCAUGGACAUCCUGGGUGAUUUGUGUUUCGGCAAGGCGUUCCACAUGCUGGAGGCCCCGGAUAACCGCUUUGCUUUGGAUCUCAUUGCCGCCGCCACCAAACGACAUCUGAUUUGCGGCACCAUGCCCAUCGUCGACAAGCUCAAGCUCGACAAGCUCCUAUUCCCCAACAUCGCCGCCGGACGAGCCAGGUACAUGGUAUACAGCAAAGGCCAACUGACAGAGCGCACCAAGCUGGGCGAGGAAACAGACCGGCGCGACUUCUUCUACUACCUCCUCAAGGCGCGCGACCCGGAGACGGGCCAAGGCUUCACGACGCCCGAGCUCUGGGGCGAGUCGAACCUCUUCAUCAUCGCCGGCUCCGACACCACGUCGACGGCCAUGGCCGCCACGCUCUUCUACCUGACGCGCCACCCGGAGGCCCUGGCCAAGGCCACGGCCGAGGUCCGCGCCAAGUUUAGCGACGCAGAGGAGAUCCGCCAGGGCGCCGCCCUCAGCGGCUGCACCUACCUCCGCGCCUGCAUCGACGAGGCCAUGCGCAUGUCCCCUUCCGUCGGCGGCCUGCUCCCGCGCGAGGUCCUCCCCGGCGGCGCCACCAUCGAUGGCGAAUUCAUCCCCGCCGGUGUGGUUGUUGGGGUUCCGCACUACACUAUCCACCAUAACCCUGCUUACUACCGCGCGCCGUUCCAGUACGAGCCCGAGCGGUGGAUUGCGGGGGCGGGCGAGAAGAAGACCGGAUUUGUGGCUACCGAGGACGACGUGGCGCAUGGUCAGUCGGCUUUCUGCCCCUUCUCCAUCGGUCCCCGCGGAUGCAUCGGUAAGGGCCUCGCUUACGUCGAGAUGUCUAUUACGAUUGCCCGGACGCUGUAUUUGUACGACCUCCGUCGCGCGGUUGGGAUUCCCGAUCCUGGCGAGGGCCGCGUUGAUGCGGAAUGGGGACGGCAUCGCGUGGGGGAGUUCCAGUUGACGGAUACCUUUACCAGCAUGAAAGACGGUGCCAUGGUGGAGUUUAGGAGGAGGGAGUAGGUUUCACACUGCUGCGCUGCGAGGGGUAAUCGAGGUUAGAAUGGCAGGAAAGUCUUGUGUUUGGUUCCUGGGCGCAUCUUUAGCUGGUUCUUUCGGGUUACCCUUACGACUCCCAGUUGUUUGUAUACAAAUCAUAAGGAUAGUGAAUAAAAAAGAAGAAAAGUAAUCCAGCUGCU